Messenger RNA from Saprolegnia diclina VS20, 438 nucleotides. RefSeq lists its product as hypothetical. The record is from RefSeq and is a predicted model, not a curated record. Lineage: Eukaryota; Oomycota; Saprolegniomycetes; Saprolegniales; Saprolegniaceae. Bases 101 to 361 code for a protein of 86 amino acids. The transcript has a single exon.
GCUAAAAUCGACAUUUUUUUUGACGCGGUAUUUUUAGGUCCUGUUGGCGUUGACGGCCAUUUUCGAACGCGCCCCCAAGCCGUCGAUCGCAUCGAACAACAUGCGGCUCAUCUGGCUGCUCCUCCUUGCGCUGGCCGCGUCGCCGUUCGCAGCCGCGCCGCAGCUCGAGCAGCUCCCGCCCCGCCGCCUCAGCAUGACCAAGGAGCUCCAGCGGAUCUCGGCGUCGGCCAUCAACGUCGGGUACGAAGCGCUCACGGCCGCGUCGCCAUGGACGUCCGAGCCGCGCCCGACAAGCGCGCACUGGACGUGCAGCAACGUCGCCGCGAUUCUGACCCUCGCCGUCGUCAUAACGAUGGUCUGAGCCUUAUUUAUUCGGGCGAUCUCGGCCUCCACUUUUUCCAUUAGUAUGCUAGUAGUAAUCCAAGCACCGAUAGACAA